Molecule: messenger RNA, 1020 nt
Organism: Fusarium vanettenii 77-13-4
Lineage: Eukaryota; Fungi; Ascomycota; Sordariomycetes; Hypocreales; Nectriaceae
Exons: 1
Coding region: 1-927 (308 amino acids)
Cellular component (GO): cytosol
Molecular function (GO): peroxidase activity; heme binding
Source: RefSeq, a predicted model, not a curated record
AUGAAUCCUCAAGCAGUCGAGGCUCCUUUGUCCCAGUCGGCGACGUUUCUUGUCUUAUCAGCCAAAGAUACUUCCGAUGCUUCUGAUACCAUCCGUUCGACUUUAUCCAGCAUCGCCGACAUCACCAAGAACAUCUCCAUCCGCCACCAAACAGCCAACCUCUCAUGUACCGUUGGCAUCGGAAGCUCAAUUUGGGACAAGAUCGUGAACCUUCCUCGCCCGACUGAGUUGCAUCCAUUCAAGCAAGUUGAGGGAAAGAAACACACGGCUGUCUCAACACCCGGAGACUUGUUCUUUCACAUUCGAUCUGAAAGAAGAGACCUCUCUUUUGAAUUUGAGAGACAGCUCAUGGACCGAUUGGGAGAAGCUGUCAAGGUUGAGGACGAGACUGUCGGGUUUAGAUACUUUGAUACCCGCGAUGUCCUCGGGUUCGUUGACGGAACUGCGAACCCAGUGGGCCCAGAUGUUACUGAUGCAGUCCUAGUAACUGCUCAAGACGACUCCGCCGGUGUAGGUGGGAGCUACGUUGUCGUUCAGAAGUAUCUCCACGAUCUCAAAGCUUGGCGCACUCUUUCAACUGAACAGCAAGAAACCAUCAUUGGACGCACAAAAUUUGACAACAUUGAGCUCGACGAUGCCGAAUCUGGUCAACAGUCCCACAAGAGCCUUGCGACGAUCGAGGACGCGGAUGGAAGUGAGCAUGACAUUCUACGAGAUAACAUGCCCUUUGGUUCUCCUGCCCACGGCGAGUUUGGGACCUACUUUAUCGCAUAUUCAAAGAAACUCUGGGUAGUGGAGAAGAUGAUGGAACGUAUGUUUGUUGGAGAUCCUCCUGGCUUGCAUGAUCGCAUUCUUGAUUUUUCGAAGCCAGUGACGGGCUCAACAUUCUUUGUUCCAUCUGCAAGUGUCUUGGCUGAUCUUGCUUGAGUGAUGGCCAGCUUGAAGAGAGAGAUAUCACCUUGUUUGGCAUUAUAGUUAGACAGAUAUCAUUGAUGAUGAAGAGUUUGGUUUUCAUUUCUU